AGGCCUUUAAAAGCACUUUUUCUGAAUAAUAAUUUUUCUAUAAUGAAGAGAGAAGGAGACAAUUCUAUUGCAUUAUCGUCCAGGUCAGUGGAAAUAAAAUAUUUGUAGUCUUCAUGCUUUGUGGUACUUGUUCUUUUAUAAAAGGCGAAGCCAUGGAUGGUGCAGGAUGAAGUAAGAAGAAGGAGAAAUGAAGAAAGUGUUGGCAAUGGAAACAAUGCGAGGGUUGUGGCGAGAAGGGCUCUCAUCAGCGUUCCGAACAGCCCUAGCAUGCACCAUAGUGCGAUGUGUGAGCCUCUACGCACCACCCUCCAUCACCACCCUCAUAUCCUUCCCUGCAUUCUCAUACGUCACAGCCAUUCUCCUCAUCGCCAACCACGCCACUUUCGGAGACGCCUUGCGCGGAUGCUGCCUCGCACUCUACGCCACCCUUCACACCAUAGGCCCCGCCAUCUUCACCCUGUGGCUUCUCGGACCAGGCCGCCUAUCCAAGGUGGGGACCGCCGUGGCGGUGGCGGUGGCCGCAUUUGUAGUCGUCCUGCCUUGGCCUCACUCGGCGGCGCAUUUGUUAGAUAAACGCUUAGCGUUGGGACAGAUAGUGCUGGUGUACGUGGUGGCGUACGAUAAUGGUGUUCACACUGAUCCUUUCAUGCACCCUUUACGCUUGGCAGCUAGCACCGCCUUAGGUGCUCUUGCUUGCGUUCUGGCCUUGCUUCUUCCAUACCCGCGUUUUGCAUGCUCCCAGAGAUUGAAGCUUCUCAUAAAAGUAAUAAGUGAGGAGGACAAAGCUAAUGCAAUUGGAUUCAUCUCUCAAGCCAAAUGUCUGGUAACCAACCGAACCAAGCUCCUUUCUCUCAUCACACUCUACCAAGAGGGCGUGCAGUGGGAGAUAAUUCCAUUUAAAAUUUUCAGAUCACAUUGCUUGAGCCAAAUAGAGAGACUUCAAGAGAUAGAUAACAAUCUCAGAGGGAUGGAGUUGGCUUUCACUUGCACCAAUUCAUUCACAAUCAACAUUCUCAACCAAAACCUUAAACAUGGUCUCAAUAACCUUGAGGAACAUAUUAGCCUAACCAUAAAACAACCUAAACAGGGCUUAACUGUUCCAGAAUCCAAUGCAAAAGACCUAACACUUUUUCUCCAAUCCCUUCAAACCAUUCCAACUACUCACCAAGAGUUACCCAUAUUCUUCUUAUUAUUUUGCACCCAACUCCUCCACAAAAAACCAUUCACCCUAGCUCCAACUUCUGCUCAAGACAAUAACAAAAAUGAAAAUUCUCACUGGGGUAAACAAAAGUGGGCUGAUUCGAUAGCAAAAUUGAGAAAUACAAAUUUUAUUCCAGCAAUUAAAUUCUCUCUAUCUUUGGGCCUCACAGUUUUCAUGGGCUUAGUAUAUAGCAAGGAAAACGGGCUCUGGGCUGGGCUCCCAGUAGCCGUGAGCUAUGUCUCGGGGAGGGAAGCUACAUUUAGGGCAGCAAAUGUUAAAGCCCAAGGGACCGUAUUGGGAACUGUAUACGGCGUUUUGGGCAGCUUCGUGUUUGAGAGAUUCUUGCCCUUAAGAUUCUUGUCUCUCCUUCCUUGGUUCAUUUUCACUAGUUUCCUUCAACGAAGCCAAAUGUAUGGGCCUGUUGGAUCCAUUUCCGCAGUUAUCGGGGCGGUUCUAAUUCUUGGUAGGAAAAACUAUGGCCCAUCCAGUGAGUUUGCUAUCGCCAGAAUCGUUGAAACCUUUAUUGGGCUCUCGUGUUCUAUUUUUGUGGAUCUUAUUUUGGGGCCUAAAAGAGCUUCCACGUGUGCGAAAAUGGAGCUUUCUCAAUGCUUGGCUACACUUGGUGAGUCCAUUGGGUUGUUGAGUCCAUUUACAGGUGAAAGUGAUUUGGAAGAAAAGCUAAGGAGGUUGAAAAUGCAAGUUAACGAGCUUAAGAAAUUUGUUGUAGAAGCAGAAGUGGAACCUAAUUUUUGGUUUGUACCGUUUAAUAGUGUUUGUUAUAAUAAGGUUUUGGGGUCACUGUCAAGAAUGGUGGAGCUCUUGUGGUUUGGAGAACGUGGUUUGAAGUUCCUCCACCAAGAAUUCCAACGAUGUGGGGCUUACGAGAAAGAGGGUGUGAAGAUGCUAAACGCUAAAGUCGAACAUGUGAGGGAGCUUAUUGGCUCAUCCAUAAAAAAUCUUGAAGAGAUUUGUAGAAUGAAAGGUGAUGAGAAGAAUGAAAAGGCUUGUGAUGUUGAAUCAGGAAAGUCAAGGUGCAUGGUUUUAGGUUUAGGAGAAGAUGGAAUAGAAGAAAGAAUUGGAUGUUUUCUGGAACAGUGUAGAAGUGUUGUUGAUAAGUUAGAUGGUGAUGAAAGUGAAGUGAAGAGCCAAGUUGUUCUGAGUUUGAGUGCUUUAGGGUUGUGUUUGUUUUCAUGCAUACGAGGAACAAUAGAAAUCGAAGAAGCAAUUAUUGAAAUUGUACAAUGAGAAAUCAGUGGUGUUUUUAUUUUGUUCUUCUUAGGCCAAACAUUCAUCAGGCGCAAAGGAAACGGAAGAGAAAAAUAAAGUAAAUGUGAAUUGUAAGAAACGCUAUGAGUGCUAUCAAUAAGUAAUGAAAACAAUCAUAUAUCUUCUUUCAUAA
This is a messenger RNA of Vigna angularis (adzuki bean), 2600 nucleotides long. RefSeq lists its product as uncharacterized. Gene Ontology annotation, molecular function: transmembrane transporter activity. Gene Ontology annotation, cellular component: plasma membrane. The coding region runs from base 188 to 2446 and encodes 752 amino acids. Gene Ontology annotation, biological process: transmembrane transport. NCBI's taxonomy places the organism in Eukaryota, Viridiplantae, Streptophyta, Magnoliopsida, Fabales, Fabaceae. The record is from RefSeq and is a predicted model, not a curated record. The transcript has 3 exons.